AUGAGUAAGAAGCCCCCUCCCCAGAAGGAAAAGGUGAAGACGGUAGUUAUACCUCUUUCUCAGGAGUUAAACGUCGAUGUGGAUUUGCGACGAUUGCAAGAGGCUUGUAGCGCACUCGGAGAAUGCAUGGCACCUUUCAUAAAACGCAUCAAACUGGAAUGUCAGCGGGUGAAAGAUGGUGAGCAGCCGGAUGUUCCCACAGUUCCUUUGUUCGUGUACAAUGAAAUCCCAUACACCGAGGUGAAGCUGCUCUUCAAGGAAAUUCUGCCAGUUUACCCAUUUCUUCGCGUAAUUCAGCUGCACCACUGCGCUGUUGGCGAUGAGGGUAUACUUGCUAUUGUAGACUUUAUUCGUUCCUACAAGCCGUCCCCGGACAGGAAUCCUUUCGGUAUACAGUGCCUCGAGGUACCUGGGUGUCGAAUAGGGCCCAGUGGCGCCAAACAUAUUGCUAACCUACUGAGUGAGAACGACACUAUUACUCGUUGUGUACUGGAUUUUAACCCUUUGGGUGAUGCUGGAGCCCANGCAAUCGCUGGUGGAAUGCGUUGGAAUGGGUCACUAGAAGACCUUUCUUUGCAGUAUUGUGAAAUCGGGCCCGCCGGUGCCGAUGAGCUCGCAAAGGCCGUCUUACGAUGCUCCAAUGUUCGUAUACUUUCCCUUCGGGGAAAUGCUUUGGGCCCUGAGGGCAUAAAGCACAUUGGCUCCGCUUUGGGUAUGAGUAAUCGCAUCGAGUCCAUUGACGUUGCGGACACCCGUUUCGGUGGAUCCUGGAAAGCUGUGGAGGCGCUCUGCCAAGGCGCGGAGUGCAGCAGCUCGCUGACAUCGGUAGACAUGGAUUUCAAUGUGGUGGUGCCAGAGGCCGCCCCACUGAUCGCUGCCGCCAUACUGAAGAACAAGCGACUGGUUCAAUUUCGCGUCUGUGAGCGGAUGGACUCAAAUCAUUUCCUCGCGAUUCUGAACGCACUGGAACAGAACGGAAGGAGCAUAAAGAAGAAACGCGGCAAAAGCGUGGCCAAGUAA
Messenger RNA from Trypanosoma grayi, 1020 nucleotides. RefSeq lists its product as hypothetical. Gene Ontology annotation, cellular component: nucleus; perinuclear region of cytoplasm; cytosol. The transcript has a single exon. Gene Ontology annotation, biological process: activation of GTPase activity; nucleocytoplasmic transport. Gene Ontology annotation, molecular function: GTPase activator activity; small GTPase binding. NCBI's taxonomy places the organism in Eukaryota, Euglenozoa, Kinetoplastea, Trypanosomatida, Trypanosomatidae. The record is from RefSeq and is a predicted model, not a curated record. Bases 1 to 1020 code for a protein of 339 amino acids.